Paramecium primaurelia is the source of this 1007-nucleotide messenger RNA. The record is from the annotation of a GenBank genome assembly. Lineage: Eukaryota; Ciliophora; Oligohymenophorea; Peniculida; Parameciidae.
AUGCAGAGCCCUUUUGAAGAUAAGGAGGCUUUAGCUGAUAUCUUUACUUAAGUAAAAGAUGUAGAUGAACAAAUAUUUGGUGUCAUAUUAGAAAUAUUUAGAAAGGAAAAAGUUUAAGACUGCAUUGGAUAUCUUUCAGAUAUUGAGAAUCAUAGACAUUUAGAAUAAUCAAUAUUUCAACAACUAGAAUACUUAAAACAAGUCGAUGAGGAUUAGAAACUGCAUGAUGUAAGGAAUAAAAUCAACAAAAUUAAAAAUGUCUUUAAAAAAUUAAAUGAUCAUGAUUUCAAUAACAAAGACUUUUCAACCGAAGAAAAUUAUGAAUCUACUCUAAAUCUAAUUAAAAGAAUAAGGGAAGAGGGAUAGACCAUGAAAUUCCUGAAAUUUUUAGUUCACCUCAAAGCAAUAGAUGAUCAAUUUAUCCAAUGCGGAUCAAAUUCACUAUACUUAUUAGUUGAAAUGAAGACAGAUUUGACAAAAAAGAAUUUUGAAAAUAUAAAGAUUAAAAACACCUAGUUGAUUGGAGCUAAUUUUUUCAGAUGUAAUUUGAAUGGAUCUCAUUUGGAAAAUGUAGAUAUAAGUGGAAUGAACUUAAAUGGUGCCUAUUUGUAUUAUUGUAAAUGGAAAAACAUAAAAAUUAAUGAAUAAAAUAUUACUGUUUGUCGGGGGAGAAGUGUCAAAUCUGUAUGUUUUUCUCCUGAUCGCAUCCUUUUAAAUGAUAUAAAAACAGGAUAUUAGGAAUUUAAGGUUGAUAAUCAUAGUGAUUGGGUGAUUUCGGCAUUUUUCUCUCCUGAUUGCAAAACAUUAGCCUCUUGUAGUAAGGAUAAGUCUAUUUUGUUAUGGGAUCUUUAGGCUGGAUAACAAGUAUUGAAAUUUGAUGGUCAUAGUGAUUGGGUUUAUUCAAUUUGUUUCUCUCCUGAUGGCACAACAUUAGCUUCUUGUAGUAAGGAUAAGUCUAUUCUUUUAUGGGAUGUUAAAACAGGAGAAUAAAAAGCAAAAUUAGAUGG